UGAAGAUAAUUUGUGAUCCCCAUCUCCUAGUGGCAAACCUCAUCAGAAUCAGGAAAUGAGUCCAGAGUGGCAGGCAAAGCAGAAAGAAUGCUUGUUUUCUGGUUAGUUGUUGGCCACAAGACUAAUGCUGUCCUCAUUUUCACAUUCCAAGGAAUAGUUUUCCCUGACUGCUGCCCACUCGCUGCUUUCACUACCGAUGCUUGAAUGGAAAUAGCUACCUGAACUGGUUGUUCUACCUUCCUGCAGGCAGUAUUGAUUUCCCUGCUGCUAGUGUUUAUUUGAUUGAGACCCAGCUAUGUGAGAGUUGGGCAAAAGAGCGAUUAAAUGUGUGAGAGUACAGUGCUCUGUGAACUAAGGGAGGCUGCAGUCACCCGUUGAGGUGUGGAGGGAAGCAGACAGUUCUCCAGUUUCAGGCCAGCUGCCUCAUUGCUGCCACACUACAAACCUGACCCACCUGGCUAGCACCCAGAACAAUGAACCAGUCUGAAAUGACAGCAGGCCCAGUGCUCUCUGCCAACAGCAGCGAUGGACACAUGUUCAUUGGCAGAUCCUCCAACCACUCCUGUCCUCUUGGCUGGGGACUAAAUGAAGGUCUAGAGGCCUGCAUCCUGGAGACUGCUGUCAUUGUGCUUUUGACAGUGCUCAUUAUUGCAGGGAAUCUGACAGUGAUAUUUGUGUUCCACUGUGCCCCUCUAUUACACCACUACACCACCAGCUACUUCAUCCAGACCAUGGCCUAUGCUGAUCUCUUGGUUGGUCUAAGCUGCCUAGUACCCACUCUGUCUCUGCUCCACUACCCAGCAGGUGUCCAGGAGCCCUUCACCUGCCAGAUCUUCAGCUAUGUCAUCUCUGUUCUUAAGAGCGUUUCAAUGGCCUGCUUGGCCUGUAUCAGUGUGGACCGCUACCUGGCCAUAACCAAACCACUAUCCUACAACCAACUGGUUACGCCAUGUCGCCUACGAGGUUGUAUCUCUCUCAUCUGGGUGUACUCUAGCCUGGUCUUCUUGCCCUCUUUUUUUGGGUGGGGCAAGCCAGGCUAUCAUGGGGAUAUCUUUGAAUGGUGUGCACACUCCUGGCCUACCUCUGCCCUCUUUACAGGGUUUGUGGUCUGUCUGCUCUAUGCACCUGCUGCCCUUGUGGUCUGUUUUACUUAUUAUCAUAUAUUUCGCAUUUGCCAGCAGCACAACAGGGAGAUCAGUGAGCGGCGUGCACGUUUUCCUAGCCAAGAAAUGGAAGCUGGUGAGGCAGGUGGUGGGCAUAACAGCGGGCGGGAUGGACCAGAUCGGCGCUAUGCUAUGGUACUGUUCCGCAUCACAAGUGUUUUCUAUGUGCUGUGGCUACCAUAUAUCAUCUACUUCCUGCUGGAGAGCUCUCAUGUACUCGAUAGCCCUGCCCUUUCCUUCAUCACCACCUGGCUGGCCAUUAGCAACAGCUUUUGUAACUGUGUAAUCUACAGUCUGUCAAAUAGUGUGUUCCGCCUAGGCAUGCGUAGGCUCUCACAGACAAUUUGCUCUUUCAGUCACUGUGCAGCUGAUGACAGAGACUUUGGGGAGCCUAAGCCAAGGAAGAGAGCCAACUCGUGCUCUAUCUGAAUUGAUGGCUUCCGUAGAAUGAGGAAGGUCCUAUACAGCAUCUCAGCAAGGGUUCCAUCUGUUUAACUUCAAAUGAAAUUGGCAGCACAACAAACCGGAAACAAAGACUGUUGUAAGAGUCUGUCCUCUGACACCAGUGCUAUUUCUUUGGCCAUGAAAAACCAUGGUUUAUUCCAUUUUUCGUAGUUUGAAGGAAGUACAGUAUCACAAAUAUUUAAUGAGGGAUGAGCACUGUUUGGUGGCUUCUACUCUUAUACUGUAUGUCGUUAUCAAAUUAGCUCUAGGGGGGAGACAAAGUAUUAAUUCCAAAAGAGUCAUGAAUAUUUCCUGUAUAUUGCUGCAUUAUUAAAUAGCUAUUAAAUUGAGUUAAUUCUUGUGAAUUAGUGCAACCUCUCACUGGAUAUUGGCAAACCUUCAAACGUUGCUACAUAAAAUCGGCACUCAUUUCAGCUCACUAACCCAUUAAAGCUUAUAAAGCAAAAAUGGACAUUUUAUCUAUAAGCACAUGGUGACAUUGAUCAGAGCCAUUAUAAUGCUCUUAAAGAGCAUGCCAUCAAUGGCCUCGACUGUUUUUUUGAAAGAAAAAGAAAGAAAGUAGUCAUUUUUUACUGAAAAAAUGUUUUGGGACUCAUUAUGUGGGAAUGUUGAGAGGACUGUAUGGGCAAAGUAUUGUGAUAGGGUCACUGGGCAAUCAGUGAUCUGUUCAUAUGUCAAAAUUUGGGUAAAGCAGCUCUGUAAAAGAAAAAAAAAACAGAUAAUGCAAUAAUUCACAGAAAUGCUUGACAGCAGAGAAUGAUGUUACUGUGCAGAUAUAUAGUUGAGGUAAAGUUUAGGUAAACAUCCUUCAACAACACAUUAAGCCAAGGAUGACACAACAGUCAUAAUUCACGAGAGAAGCAUAAAACCUUAAGUAGUGCUGAAUAAGAAAAUUUUUGACAGGAAUAAAGUUUUCACAUAUUAUGUUUUCAGUUGUUGAUGGCAUAUGUUAUUCUGGCUCAAAUAAUGUUUACCAAUCACCAAAAAAUAUGUCGCGAUUGUAACUGGACCAAA
Molecule: messenger RNA, 2642 nt
Organism: Thalassophryne amazonica
Lineage: Eukaryota; Metazoa; Chordata; Actinopteri; Batrachoidiformes; Batrachoididae
Gene: gpr52
Product: G protein-coupled receptor 52
Exons: 2
Coding region: 474-1592 (372 amino acids)
Biological process (GO): G protein-coupled receptor signaling pathway
Cellular component (GO): membrane
Molecular function (GO): G protein-coupled receptor activity
Source: RefSeq, a predicted model, not a curated record